UGGACAUUUGCACACACGAAGAGGAGUUGGUGGUGGCGGAUUCAUGAACGAACUAAACCAGGGAAGCUAAUAGAGUAGACAGUCGUCUCAAGUAAAACGCAAGGUGUUAUUUUGUUGCUUUUACGUAAGCCCUGCCAUUUUUAUUUCACGAUGGAGAAAUGUGCUUAGAGCGAAACAGUUAGGCUAUUUCUUAGGGAAUCAACAGGCGUAAACGAGGUUAUUUGAAAGUUCGCGAUGUCUGAAAGAACUCCAAGUCCACCCGCAGACUCCAAUGGAAGGCCAUUUGAUGUCAACAGAGUCAUGUAUACGCAGGCCGUGAACCAGGACGGAUUGGGGAACCCGUCACUACAGUUUCCCCACAUGCUGCAAGACCAUGGGCUGAUUUUCAACAAAUCGUCUUUCAACGGCAUCACACAUCCAGCUCCACAAGCUUUCUUUACAUUCCCUGCCGUCAGCGGUGACUUCCGAACAUCCGAUGUACAGACCGGGGACUUCUCGCAACCCAAACACUGGUACCCUUUCCCUGCUCCGGAGUACACUGGCCAGGUAGCCGGCACCACCACGGCAACACAACCCGCAAACCUCAGUCCGCCAAUGGCCGAGACCAGGGAGCAAAUCAAAAUGCCAGAGAUCAAGGCCGAGAAGGAAGUCAAUGACGAUUACACAACCGAGAUGAAGCUUCAGGUUUCGCCCCAGGCAACGUCUGUUGCGCACGGCGUCUAUUAUUCGGCUCCCUGGAACCCAUCCUUUUGGCCUAGUCUCUCGCACAUCACGGCUCCUGUUAACGCGUCUGGCUCUCAAACAGUUUCGUCCUCGGCAUCAUCUCCCUCCCUGUCCCCAUCGCCACCGGGACAUGCGUUCCACGGAUCGGGAUUUUACAGUGCUGGUUCGGCGCAAACUGUUCCAACUACCCAGGCGCAGUCUACAGGCGCUACUCGGAGCAGCGGCUCAUCCAGUGGGGGUUGCAGUGACUCGGAGGAGGAGGAGAAUCUGACCACAGAAGAACUGGAACAGUUCGCUAAAGAACUGAAACACAAACGGAUUACUCUCGGGUUCACGCAAGCUGAUGUCGGACUGGCUUUGGGCAACCUCUAUGGUAAAAUGUUUAGCCAGACGACCAUUUGCCGCUUUGAAGCCCUUCAGCUCAGUUUCAAGAACAUGUGCAAGUUGAAACCUCUCUUGCAAAGGUGGCUCAAUGACGCGGAGACGUCAGAUAACCCCCAAGACAUGUACAAGAUAGAGCGGGUGUUUGUCGACACCAGAAAACGGAAGCGGAGAACCAGCCUGGAGGGUACAGUGCGCACAGCGCUUGAGUCCUACUUUGUAAAAUGCCCAAAGCCCAACACGCAGGAGAUCACCCACAUCUCCGAUGACCUUGGCUUGGAGAGAGACGUUGUGCGCGUGUGGUUCUGCAACCGAAGGCAGAAAGGGAAGCGGCUGGCAUUGCCUUUUGAUGACGAGUGUGCCGAGUACUACGAGCAGAGCCCGCCGCCACCACCAUCUCACCUUGGCCAUAACCCCCUUCCAGGACAGGGGUAUGCCAUGGCCACUCACCCCAACGCUACUCCGAGCCUCUACAUGGCCCCUCUCCAUCGACCUGACGUCUUCAAACAGACCUUACAUCCCGGAUUAGUCAGUCAGCUUCCCAGCUAACUGGAGGAGUCUUGGCGCAGCCCUUGGCCAAUUUUGUGUGUAUAAUUUUCCCCAUCAACCCACGUGAGUUGGUGUGGCUGAUGGGGUUAUCAGAUGCUGAUCCACUUUUGACAAACUGUUGUGGUGCUCAACACAUGCAAAGUGUACAUGGCAUACAAACCGUUAUGGUUUUACAUUGUUUUGCAGGUCUCAAGCCUGUCCGUUUGAGGUUUUUGUCAAAACAUUGAGUUUGCUUCUUGUAAUUGACUGACUUUGGGGAAAGAGCUUUUUUUGUUGCUAAUAUUGCUGUAUGUUGUUGAGGACCUGAAUGUUUCAUUGCAUCAUUAUGUACCAGCAAGACUUUUAUUCUGACCAGGAAAAGUGCCCCCCUUUUUGUUUUACAACGUAAGGUAAUUCCAAACCAUUUAACAUUUUAGAUAUUGAUGACUUGUAAUGUUAUGAAGCCAUAUGAAUUUAUUUGUGAUUGAAGAUGGUUUUAAUGUUUUUUUUCCUUGAAGGGAGGGAAGGUUUUGUUGGAGUUGAGGGCAUCAGAUAGUGCUCUUCACUUUCAUCUGGCUCAGAAGGAACAUUUGCAGAUUUGUAACAGCCGAAAGCUGAUAACUUCAUGACCAGAGGUAGCAUUCCUGAAUGACACAGUGGAAAAAGUAGCUUGUGUCGUGUUAAUACCUGCAUUUUAUACAAGUUACUUUUCAAGAUGCUUGAUUGUAUGCCCUGUACUUUACUAAGGCUUGAAUUAUUUAUUUUGAUUAAGGCCAGAACUGUUAAGUCAUUCUUCUUGGUCAGGAUGGCUAUUAAAGAAUCUGGUGCUCCAAUCCACAUAA
This is a messenger RNA of Engraulis encrasicolus (European anchovy), 2474 nucleotides long. It is a transcript of the gene pou5f3, whose product is annotated as POU domain, class 5, transcription factor 3. Lineage: Eukaryota; Metazoa; Chordata; Actinopteri; Clupeiformes; Engraulidae. Gene Ontology annotation, biological process: regulation of transcription by RNA polymerase II. The record is from RefSeq and is a predicted model, not a curated record. Bases 235 to 1653 code for a protein of 472 amino acids. Gene Ontology annotation, molecular function: DNA-binding transcription factor activity, RNA polymerase II-specific; RNA polymerase II cis-regulatory region sequence-specific DNA binding. The transcript is spliced from 5 exons.